This is a messenger RNA of Gadus morhua (Atlantic cod), 1147 nucleotides long. RefSeq names its product dual adaptor of phosphotyrosine and 3-phosphoinositides (gene dapp1). The record is from RefSeq and is a predicted model, not a curated record. Lineage: Eukaryota; Metazoa; Chordata; Actinopteri; Gadiformes; Gadidae. The transcript is spliced from 9 exons. The coding region runs from base 188 to 940 and encodes 250 amino acids.
GUAAAUCAUGUAGGCAUAUAGAACCGGGAGGAGAACUGAUUGGUUAUUUUUGGAAACAGGCACAGAAGUUACUUCCUCAAGGGUGGGUCUAACACAGCUCUUAUUACAACAUAAUUUAUCACAACUUCUUCUGGAUCUUCUCAAAGUGGUUUAAGGGGGAAUAACUGAACCAAUGAAGUAGGCCAUAAUGAGUUUCCAUAGCGAACUAUCUAAAGACCUGAAGGAUGAGCUGGAGUCACUGAGGUGGUACCACCAUGAGCUUUCCCGCCACGCUGCCGAGGCCCUGCUCCUGUCCAAUGGGAGUGACGGAAGUUAUCUCCUCCGAAACAGUAAUGAAGGCCCGAGCUGCUUCGCCUUGUCUGUCAGGGCUAAGGAUUCAGUGAAGCAUUUCCAUGUCAGGCGCGUGGACCAGGCCUAUGUGUUUGGUUUCAACCAGUUCCCAUCGCUCCAAGAAUUUGUCAACCAUUUCGCCAACCAACCGUUGGUAGGAAGUGACACGGGGACCCUCAUUGCGCUCAAAGCCCCGUACCCCUGGCGUGUGGAGGAGCCGUCCAUCUACGAGUCUGUGAGAGUUCACACCGCCAUCCAGACGGGUCGGACAGAGAGUGACCUCGUGGCAGACGCACCGUCGUUGGGCACCAAGGAAGGCUAUUUAGUGAAGCAAGGGGCAGUUGUUAAGAAUUGGAAACAAAGAUGGUUUACACUCCAAAGGCAUGAACUCAAAUACUUCAAAGACAAAAUGUUUGAGGAGCCUAUUCGUAUACUGGACCUCAGAGAUUGUUCUGCUGUUCAGUUUGAUUACUCUCAGGACAGAGUCAACUGUUUCUGCCUGGUGUUUCCAGAUAGGACAUUUUAUCUGUGUGCCAAGACAGGUGUGGAAGCAGACGAGUGGAUCAAGUUUCUGAGGUGGAAACUGGCCCAGAAUAGAAAAGGAAAAUGACAGCGUGUUGACAGGUGGGCCCAAGUGUGGUGGUUGAUUAUGGUUAUGUGUGUUUCCAUCCAUGUACAACAACCAACUUCAACACAUUAAUGCUACGACACCGACUCUGAAGUGGAAGAAAAUGAUAUCAUUAUUUAAACAUAAAAAAUGUAAGGGAUUAAUGUGGUAUGUGGGGAACUUUAAAUUAAUAAACAAUCAGCAAUAUGA